UGUCACAUUGUUGUUAUCAGCAAUACCAGUUGUAAAUCGGUCUGAUUAUUAGGAAUUUCAAAAUAUGAUCAGUUUUUCUCCUAAUUCUCCGAGAUUUUUACAUCAAAAUCAUUGAUCAGUUCUAGUUGCAGACAUCUGAAUAAUGAGACUGAAGCAGUUAUUGUCGGUCUCCAGUGUUGUCCAUCGAAAUGCGCUCAAGUUCCACUCUGGCAAGUCGAAUCCAACCAGACGUAACUUGGGAUUGAUUAUCACAUGUGGUUCUUUGACUGUAGUUCCAGCUAUCGGGUUUUUCUUUCUCUCUGAACAGGAUCAGAGAUUUGUUCGAGUUUCCAUUGGAGGAAUUUUUCGACUCCUAAGGUGUGUCAAUGUAGCGACAAGAACGAUUGUAGAUUAUCAAUGGUCCUUGAAGAACAUCGAUGAAGCGCAUGAAGAAUACCGAGAGCUUUUUACUGCUUUUCACCAGCGAACAGCGGAGCGUAUCCUCGAAGGCUGCUUGAAGAAUGGUGGCCUUUUUAUUAAACUUGGACAAAGUCUGGUGUGUAUGGAUCAUAUCUUACCUGCUCCUUACAUCCACACGUUGAGGGCUUUGCAAGAUAGAUGUCUAGCACGCAAGAAAGGUGAAAUCGAGCAACUUCUGAAGGAAGAUUUUGACAAAUCAACGAGUGAAGUGUUUGAAAAGUUUGAUGAAGAACCAAUAGCUGCUGCCAGCCUUGCUCAGGUUUACCGCGCACAAACCAAAGAAGGGAAGGAAGUUGCGGUAAAAGUGCAAUAUAUUGACUUACAAGAUCGUUUUAUUGGUGACAUGGCGAGUCUUCAACUACUCAUUAAGGUUGUAGGUUGGCUGUACCCAGCUUUUGACUUCCAGUUUGUCAUGAAUGAGCUGCAUGGGGCCCUAGAAAGUGAACUUGAUUUUCUUAAUGAAGGACGAAAUGCAGAAAGAUGCGCCAAAGAACUUGCACACCUGCCAUUUGUUUAUGUACCAGAAGUAUUAUGGAAUCUCAGUAGCACUCGCGUGUUGACUAUGGAAUUUGUCGACGGCAUCAAAAUAAGCGACAAGGAAUCACUUUUGAAAGAGAGCUUUUCGCUGGCGGACAUCGACUGGAAAUUAUUCCAAGCAUUUGCGGAACAGAUUUUUCAAACAGGAUUCGUUCACGCUGAUCCUCAUGCUGGAAAUGUUCUAGUCAGAAAAGGUCGCGAUCACAAAGCCCAGUUGGUACUCCUGGAUCAUGGACUGUAUGUUAAUGUACCUGAAGAAACGAGAAAGUCAUUGUGCAAUUUGUGGAAAUCUAUUGUUCUCAGUGACCAUAAUGGUAUGAAAACGUACUCUGCGCAGUUAGGAAUUGAAGAAAACAACUAUCGUCUUUUUUGUAUAGCCCUCGGCCAGCGAUACAUCGAACCCGCGGAAAAAUGUGAGAACAAAUUUGACGAUAUUUAUGCCUUAUUUUUCUCCCGCGAAGGCGUGAAGGAACUGAAACAAACGAUGAAAACUAUGAAUUCCGAAGAAAAGACGAAAUUGUACAAAGCAAUCGAGGCCAUCCACGAAGAUUCCUUUGAAAUUUUCCGAGCAAUGCCAAGCAAACUGAUGCUAGUAACUAGGAACAUCAAUACAGUCCGUUCGAUCGCCAAAGGUCAUGGGAAUCCUGUCGACAGGUAUAAAGUCAUGGCCCGCUGCGCCACACGAGGCGCUUUCAUUUCGCAAAACUCUAGUCUCCUGUCCAAAUUUUUUGCGUUCAAGGCAAAAGCACAUUUCGAAUUUCGGCUCUGGUGGGGCGGCAUGAAAGUGUGGGUUGGCCAGAUCAUUCUGCGGUCACUCGGUUUCUUCAAUCUUGUUCCUCUUCCUUCUUCGUCGGAUUCUUCGAUUGGUUUUGAAAGUCAUCAUUUUUGAAGAUCCUUUUUUAAAUUAUUUAUUUAUUUUCCUUUUUUUACUUUAAGUACAACGUUAAGGAGAAAACUACAUUUUCUACUUAAAUUUAAACAUUUCAUUUCCUUUAAAGAAAAGAGGGACAUCUUUUUGUGAGCAUGGAAAAAUACGAACUUUUAUUUCUCAUUUAAUGAGUUUAUAUUGAACGUAUUGGAUACACUCAUUAUGAUCCAUGUGAAAUUUGAUGAGAAAUUGUGUGUUUUAAAGGAUAAAUUCUGAACCUCUCCGGUGGUUCAGUGAAAUACAAACUAUUUCAGAAGUUCAAAAUCUAUGAACUUUCGGUAUUGUUUUUAUAAAUUUUCGUCUUGUUCAGUUACCUGUGUUUUUGGAAGAUUACCCGUUCAAAAUGGACCACAUUUUGCAAUAAGGAACUAUACUAUUGUGUAAAGGAAAAACACCAUAUGAGCCUCCAGACGUUGCAAAAUUUAUCUCAAUAAAGUACAAAAUUCUGGAAAACUUACGAUUUAUUUUCUUUAAAUAUUUCAGAGAACAUAGUCCUUGGUUCAAUCUCAAGUAUCUACAAAUUUGAAGGCAGAAUAUUCAUAACUUUCUUCAAAAAUAAGUAUCUUAUCGGAGGCAAUUUGGCAAUGUGGAAAAGUUCAUUUUAUUGUUUUUACCUCUCUUUAGGAACAAUGUUAGUAAGUGCCAUCAGUUUUUCUAUACACAUAGGUGUUUUUACAGAUGAGCCAGAAAUACUAGUAUCUGAUCGCAGAAUGUAGUCCAGAUCGUGUUUUGUUAUUGUUAUUAUUAGUGGAGAAACAUUUUGAAAAAAUAUAUGAAUGUUUAUUUUGGAUUAA
Bemisia tabaci is the source of this 2718-nucleotide messenger RNA. RefSeq names its product aarF domain containing kinase 5 (gene Adck5). The record is from RefSeq and is a predicted model, not a curated record. Lineage: Eukaryota; Metazoa; Arthropoda; Insecta; Hemiptera; Aleyrodidae.